UUCAGUUGCGUUGGUAUUUUUGGUUUAGCUGCUUUCCGCGACCCGGCGUGAAUGCGCCGGACGGAAAGCACACGAGUGGAAGCGAGUUCUUGAAGGUGGAGCGGUUCCUCGAAAGGCCACGCCGACCCCUUCCACCUCGCAGCCCAUUCUCCGCCUCGAUGGAUUCAAGGGGAGAGGAGGCCGGCGUGAAUCCGCCGGACGGGACACGCCCGGACAUCUACGAGCUCUUCUGCCAUUACAACGCCCUCUACUUCCGCGACGCCCUCGGCGCCUGUGCCCUCUCCUGGGCCUCCUCCUCGCCUUACCCCAGCUAUGCUGCCUACUGUCACUAUUAUGAUGGUGGCGGUUGUGAGAUACACCUGUCUAAGCCCUUGUUGAAGACCUGCACUGCUUCUGAUCUUAAAAAUGUUUUACUACAUGAGAUGAUUCAUGCUUUCCUCUGGAUUGAGUACAAUAACAAGGAUCACAGUGACCAUGGUCCAAGUUUCCAGGAUAUGAUGAAUUCAAUAAACUCCAACUCGGUUAUAGAUCCUCAGAGACCGAUAGGAGGAUACAACAUCACGAUCGAUCAUGGGUUUCAGAAGGACCAUAAUGAUGAUGGAGUUCACCAAUGGAUUUGUGAACUGUGUGGUGAGGUAAUCUUGUCAACCACAAAUAGAGGACCUUCAGCCGAUGACUGCAUCGAAAAUGUGGGGCCUGAUGCAUUUUGUGACAACCCAUUAUGUCACUGGCAUAGCCAUAACAAGCAGUGCAGUGGUAGAUACUCUAAAUGUGGGCCACCUGAAUGUUACGGUGACAAAACUAGUUCAAGAGGCAAACAAGAGUGUCAUGAGAACAGGACUGAAAAAUUGCCCCAUCUAGCUGGACAGACCAAACAAAGAUUACAUAAAACAGGACAAAAGAAGGAUAAGCACAAUGGCCAAAAAAAUAAUUUAGCCAAGUAUUUGCUGCCUUCAGGUGAUGCAACUCAAAGUUCAGCGAAUACUUCUUCCUCUAGAGAUGAUUCUUGCAAGGAAAUUAAUUUUGAACAGUUGAAACGCAACCCAGAAAUGCAGUGCACUGUGGCAGCAGGAGGCCGUAAACGAAGAAAAAAAUGUGUUUCCAAGAAGCAUGUUUCUACUCGCCCAAAAAGAAGAAAGCUGACAAGAUGUGACAACAAAUGCACAGUUGUAAUUGAAUGGUUGGGCUUAUUCGAAGAUGAGGAAGCUGAAGAUGACUCAGAACCUCUGGUAAAUAAAAGGUCAGAGAGGAGGAAGAAGCAAAAGCUACUGAGUGGUAUUAAGGAUUGAAAUGCGCAAACUGAAGUUAUCUAUCAUGCCACCUCCUUUCAGAUGGGUUGCAGCAGAGAUGACAGAGAUAAACAUGCUAUAGAUGAGCAAGAGAGACAUCUGAUUUUGAGCAACAAUCAUCUGACAGGAAGCCUUGAAAUACAUGCUAAGGACUGGCACACCAUGAAAGCUGCAUCCAAAGAUGAGAUUGGUUGCCUUCCCAACCGGCUGAUGAUGUGCUCCCAGAAUGCAGUGUAACUGGAUAUAUGGAUGUUAAGAUGUAUGAUGACUCCUUCGAAAUCACUGGUUAUUGUGGAUAUCUCAGAUGGCUAGUGGCAUAAAUUUCCUCCGAA
Molecule: messenger RNA, 1621 nt
Organism: Musa acuminata AAA Group (dessert banana)
Lineage: Eukaryota; Viridiplantae; Streptophyta; Magnoliopsida; Zingiberales; Musaceae
Exons: 7
Coding region: 159-1289 (376 amino acids)
Biological process (GO): DNA damage response
Cellular component (GO): nucleus
Molecular function (GO): metalloendopeptidase activity; single-stranded DNA binding; polyubiquitin modification-dependent protein binding
Source: RefSeq, a predicted model, not a curated record